CGCCUUCCGACACAACAUGGCUGCGGCGCCGCAGGCCGGAGUGGCAGGGUUGAGGCGGGCGGCCUCGAUGAUGUGCCUGGGCCCUCGGCGGCCGCCGCUCCGGGAGCUCUCGGCUCCGGCCCGGCUGUACCACAAGAAGGUGGUUGACCAUUACGAGAAUCCCAGAAACGUGGGGUCCCUUGACAAGAAAUCCAAAAACGUUGGUACUGGAUUGGUGGGGGCGCCGGCUUGUGGAGAUGUCAUGAAAUUACAGAUCCAAGUGGAUGAAAAAGGGAAGAUUGUGGAUGCCCGGUUUAAGACAUUUGGCUGCGGCUCUGCCAUCGCUUCAAGCUCCCUGGCCACCGAGUGGGUUAAAGGAAAAACGGUGGAAGAGGCCUUAACCAUCAAAAAUACCGAUAUUGCCAAGGAAUUGUGUCUCCCUCCAGUUAAGCUGCACUGCUCCAUGCUUGCCGAAGACGCGAUCAAGGCUGCCCUGGCGGACUAUAAACUGAAGCAGAGCACCCCUGAGAAAGAGGAGGCCAAGGAAGAGGAGGAGAAGAAGUGACUGAGGCCUGCCCCUUCCCCUGCUGCGGCCUGAGCUGGCUAGGCCCUCUUCUCCCCUUCCAGUGCCAUCAGUCUCACCUCAGAGGACAGGAAGCUCUUGCUCCCCAAUGAAAGAGCCAUGUGAUAAUCACGCACAAUGUCCUGUCCUCAUGGAAGCUCUAAUCAAUCCCCGGGAAACGCCCAGCUUCUGUUCUCUAUCUUUGGGCUUAUUUCUGCUCCCGUCCCCGCCUCCAGACCUGCCGUAGCUGGCCAUUGUGAACUGUGUGAGCCACGUUACCUCGUCUGUUCCCAAGAAGGACCCAAAAGAUGGAAGCGCAGAAUGGCUUUCAUCGAAAGGGACGACUCUCAUUUAGCACUUAACUGCACCUGAGUUGGGUUUGGGGGAAAAGAGCCAUUGUUACAGAUUGCCUUGGUGGAAAUGUUGGAGAGAACCAUUAUUGUACAUAAAACAGAUCUUCUAUGUAUACAUAUAUAUAUAUAUAUACACACACACAUACACCCACAUAUGAUAUAAUAAAACUAUAAGAACUCAUCUGUCCUCAAA
Phascolarctos cinereus (koala) is the source of this 1087-nucleotide messenger RNA. It is a transcript of the gene ISCU, whose product is annotated as iron-sulfur cluster assembly enzyme. The record is from RefSeq and is a predicted model, not a curated record. Gene Ontology annotation, biological process: iron-sulfur cluster assembly. NCBI's taxonomy places the organism in Eukaryota, Metazoa, Chordata, Mammalia, Diprotodontia, Phascolarctidae. Gene Ontology annotation, molecular function: iron-sulfur cluster binding; iron ion binding.